UCGUCGACGGACUGUACACAAGUCAACGUGUGUGAAUAUGUCCCUAUCAGUCAAUAACACCGCUUUAUUAUCCUGUUAAAUCAAAUACUGGUGUUUGUGUAACUCACGAAAUAGUCAUGAAGUAAACGUUUUUCCAAGAAGCAGCGAACUUGUCAUUAUUGAAGGUGCAGAGGACACAUAUGACAUCAAAGUGGACACCCUCAUGCUAAUUGGAAAGGCCUGCAGAUUUGUUGGACGUGUCAGGCCUUUUGUUGUCACACCGUCGGCUUGUUUCUUUACCUCCAGUAACAUGGCAAAGAGCAAAUUUGAGUAUGUCCGUAACUUUGAGACAGAUGACACCUGUCUACGUAACUGCUACAUAGUUGUGAGACUGGAUGGUAGAAACUUCCACAAGUUUGCAGAGCAGCACAAGUUUACAAAGCCCAAUGAUAACAGAGCCUUGGGCUUGAUGAGCAGGAGUGCACACUCUGUGAUGGAGGAACUGGAGGAUAUUGUCAUUGCUUACGGUCAAAGUGAUGAGUUCAGCUUUGUUUUCAAGAGGACCUCCACCUGGUUUAAGAGGAGAGCCAGUAAGCUCAUGACCCAUGUGACCUCCCAGUUCUCCUCCUCCUAUGUGUUUUACUGGAGGGAGUUUUUUGGGGAUCAGCCCCUCCUGUUUCCCCCGAGCUUUGAUGGACGUGUGGUCCUGUAUCCUAGCAACCGUAACCUUAGAGAUUACCUCAGCUGGAGGCAAGCAGACUGUCACAUAAAUAAUUUGUACAACACAGUGUUUUGGACUUUAGUACAGAAGGGAGGACUCACCACAGUUCAAGCAGAGGAUCGCUUAAAGGGAACACUGGCUGCAGAUAAAAAUGAGAUCCUGUUCUCAGAGUUUGACAUCAACUACAACAAUGAAUCUGCCCUCCACAGGAAAGGAACUACUCUCAUCUGGGAAAAGCGAGAUGAAACUGUCACUAAACGCAUGAAGCUCCCAGAUGAAGAAGAGAAGGACGUACCCGUGACUCGCAGCAGGAGGAGGGUGCAGGCCUACCACUGCGACAUAAUAGGAGACGAGUUCUGGGAUAAACACCCAGACAUCUUGGAAGACGAUGACCGCUAACAGCUCCUCUCCUGCUGCAGGAGAACAACUCUGAGCUCAGUCAGGCCAAAAUGGUUGAAGUGGACCCAUAUAAACAGUGACUUUACAGGGACAGCCACAGUUUGACGGUACCUAUGAAGCUUAGCACCCUUGAAAGCCUUGAAAGAGCUCUCCCUGACACUGAAGCCUUUUGAUGACCGACUUUGUACAGUUGCUGUCUCACAGCCAGAAAAUAUUCUUACUUUCAUGUAUUAAACUUCUCAUAAUCUUCCCUUAAA
Molecule: messenger RNA, 1356 nt
Organism: Lates calcarifer (barramundi perch)
Lineage: Eukaryota; Metazoa; Chordata; Actinopteri; Centropomidae
Gene: thg1l
Product: tRNA-histidine guanylyltransferase 1-like
Exons: 7
Coding region: 203-1099 (298 amino acids)
Biological process (GO): tRNA modification
Molecular function (GO): tRNA guanylyltransferase activity; magnesium ion binding
Source: RefSeq, a predicted model, not a curated record